AUGCCGAAGAAGAAGUUCAACAGUUGGCGCCAGGAGUGGACGCCGCAGACGCCGAAGAGCCGCCGCUUCGUGGGGACGCCGGGUUACAUUGCGCCCGAGGCGUUGCUUGGCCAGAUGACCCCGCAGUCCGACCUGUGGUCUGUCGGGGUCAUUUUGUACAUCCUGAUGACCGGGGAGAUGCCCUGGAGCUCGCUGGUGAGCCUAGAGGACGGCCUGGUGGGCAGCCCCAGCGCCACGCAGAUGUACCGGGCGCUGAAGGCCGAGGUUCUGGAGUGGGAACAGGAGCCAUGGCCAGAUUUCCCGCUGGCACGGGAACUUUGCCAGAAGCUCCUGGCUUUUGAGUUGGAGGACAGGAUGAAGGACUGUGAGGAGGCAAUGAACCAUCCGUGGUUGAAGGAGUGA
Effrenium voratum is the source of this 402-nucleotide messenger RNA. Lineage: Eukaryota; Dinophyceae; Suessiales; Symbiodiniaceae. The record is from the annotation of a GenBank genome assembly.